Oryctolagus cuniculus (rabbit) is the source of this 2476-nucleotide messenger RNA. It is a transcript of the gene WT1, whose product is annotated as WT1 transcription factor. Gene Ontology annotation, biological process: regulation of transcription by RNA polymerase II. The record is from RefSeq and is a predicted model, not a curated record. Gene Ontology annotation, molecular function: DNA-binding transcription factor activity, RNA polymerase II-specific; RNA polymerase II cis-regulatory region sequence-specific DNA binding. NCBI's taxonomy places the organism in Eukaryota, Metazoa, Chordata, Mammalia, Lagomorpha, Leporidae. Gene Ontology annotation, cellular component: nucleus.
UAAUCAGUCCGGCGUCUGAUAAGCUUCUAAUUAAAAGAGCCCUUACCCGUUCAGCAGGCGCUUUCAUCACCACCUGUCUCGGGAGACCCAAGGGAGGGGUUCGAGGACAGCUCCUACCUACAGAGGCCUGCGUGUCCUGUCCGGGAGGGGGCGGGUAGGCACAGACAUCCCUGGGCCAGAGUUUUGGGGCGCGGAGCCAACGCAGCCAGCGCGGGAGCCGCCACGGAAACCACAGCGCUCGCUGCGUGCUGACGAUUGCGGCGCCAGUCUCCCGGAACCGUGCGGUGCCCCUGGUCACUGCCUGCUCAUCGGCUCAGAAAUGGAGAAGGGAUACAGCACGGUCACCUUCGACGGGACGCCCAGCUACGGCCACACGCCCUCGCACCACGCGGCGCAGUUCCCCAAUCACUCCUUCAAGCACGAGGACCCCAUGGGCCAGCAGGGCUCGCUGGGCGAGCAGCAGUACUCCGUGCCGCCUCCGGUCUACGGCUGCCACACGCCCACCGACAGCUGCACCGGCAGCCAGGCCCUGCUGCUUAGGACGCCCUACAGCAGCGACAAUUUAUACCAAAUGACCUCCCAACUUGAAUGCAUGACCUGGAAUCAGAUGAACUUAGGAGCCACCUUAAAGGGAGUUGCUGCUGGGAGCUCCAGCUCAGUGAAAUGGACAGAAGGGCAGAGCAACCAUGGCACAGGGUAUGAGAGUGACAACCACGCCACCCCCAUCCUCUGCGGUGCCCAAUACAGAAUACACACCCAUGGCGUCUUCAGAGGCAUCCAGGAUGUGCGGCGUGUGCCUGGAGUAGCUCCAACUCUCGUCCGGUCGACGUCUGAGACCAGUGAGAAACGCCCCUUCAUGUGUGCUUACCCGGGCUGCAAUAAGAGAUAUUUUAAGCUUUCUCACUUACAGAUGCACAGCCGGAAGCACACUGGUGAGAAGCCAUACCAGUGUGACUUCAAGGACUGUGAGCGAAGGUUUUCUCGUUCAGACCAGCUCAAAAGACAUCAAAGGAGACACACAGGUGUGAAACCAUUCCAGUGUAAAACUUGUCAGCGAAAGUUCUCCCGCUCUGACCACCUGAAGACCCACACCAGGACUCAUACAGGUAAAACAAGUGAAAAGCCCUUCAGCUGCCGGUGGCCCAGUUGUCAGAAAAAGUUUGCCCGCUCAGAUGAAUUAGUCCGCCAUCACAACAUGCACCAGAGGAACAUGACCAAGCUGCAGCUGGCGCUCUGAGGGCCCCAGCCCGGGCACAGGUGGCGCCCAGGCAGGACACACCGUGCGGACUGCGUCCAGACUCCUCCUCGCCUCACCGCUCCGUGAAGGAAGUGGCAGUCGGUCUCCUUCGUCCAGCUUCCAAGACGAGAUACCUGCACGACUGGAUCCUACCAGGUUUGCCGGAGGAGCUGGUCUCUGCUCUGCCAACUUUUAGUUGACUCACAGGCCCUGGAGAGGCAGCUAACAGUGUCUGGUAGUUAAAAGUCCGUCGCCAUGUGGUCUGGAUUUUCCACUAUAAGAAGAGCCACUGUUGAUCACGUCACCCCCACGCUCCCCUUCCCCUUUUACUCCGGUGUUCCCUAGGAAUGGAGUUAUUGUACCAUUUUCCAUCGUGGAAUAUUUAUAGGCCCGGGCAUGCGUCUGUGUCUGCUAAUGUAAACUUUGUCAUGGUUUCCAUUUACUAACAGCAACAGCAAGAAAUAAAUCAGAGAGCGAGGCAUCGGGGGUGAGUCUCAGCCCAACAUUCUGGAGGUCAGGCAGGCGGCUAACCUGGAAGGCAGGAUGUAGUUCUACCAGGCAACUUUGAAAACUCUCUUGUUCCAAACAGUUGAAAAGAGACUCAGAACUAACCAGUACCUCUGUACAGAAAUCUAGAAGGAUCUUCCCGUUCAGUGACUUCAUUGUUAACAUUAGCACAGUGCUCUUACGAAACCUAUGUUUGAAGGUGUGAGAUUUUGGUUUUGUGUUUUUGACUUAAUUCUUGAGUUGUAAUCAGAUGCAUCGUUGGAGAUGUUAACCUGUCUGCUCACACACAGGAAGUAGAGUUCAUUUGCAUUAUCCAGAAUGUCCUUCAGGUGUGCCAAGCACGCUGAUUAUGUGGUUUCAAGUUGUAAAAAUUCAAGUUCAGAGUCUCUGCUGAUAAGACUGUUAAGUAACUUAAAUCACCUUGGAUCUAUAAGAAUAUGUGAAAAAAGAGGAGACUGAUGAGUGUGAGGAAAUCUGUUGUUUUAAGGUGGUGUGUGUGUGUGUGUGUGUGUGUGUUUAAGGGAGGGAGUUUAUUAUUUACUGUUGCUUGAAAUUAUUGUGUAAAUGUGUAUAUCUGAUAAUGAUUUGCUCUUUGACAACUAAAAUUAGGAAAUGUAUAAUUCCUAGAUGCAUCACUGUUUGGGUGUUGAUCUUACAAUAUAUUGAUGAUAAUACUAAAAAUGUAACCUGCAUUUUCACUUUGCUCUCAAUUAAAGUCUGUUCAAAAGGAAA